Messenger RNA from Musca domestica (house fly), 2539 nucleotides. RefSeq lists its product as uncharacterized. Lineage: Eukaryota; Metazoa; Arthropoda; Insecta; Diptera; Muscidae. Gene Ontology annotation, molecular function: transmembrane transporter activity. Gene Ontology annotation, cellular component: membrane. The coding region runs from base 754 to 2451 and encodes 565 amino acids. The transcript has 9 exons. Gene Ontology annotation, biological process: transmembrane transport. The record is from RefSeq and is a predicted model, not a curated record.
ACAAGCUGAACGCGUGUUCGGCAGUUAGUUUGUUGGAAGAAAAAAGUCUAUGUAAAUCUUGUUUGUGUGUGUUUGGAUUGCUUUUUUGUGUGAAAAAAUAAAUAUGUUUUGAAAACUUUCUAAUUGAUUCAUCUUCAUUCCAACGGAAUUCAUGCAUACAUACAUAUGCAUAUAUUGCAAAACAAAAACUUACACCGAAAUCCCAUUUAAAUGCACGAUUCAACAACAUUGGCCCACUACUAUUUCAACUCUAGCUCAGAGUCAACGGCAACUGGGAACCCAGUGGUACAAAAUAUUUAUACAUGCGAUCAUUUAUAAUUAUUGAUAACUACAAAGAAGCGCAAAAAAUGAUACAAAAUUAACAAAAAAAAAAAAAAAAAGACGGUGACAACAACAACAUAACGUUGGAAGCAGACAACAGAAUCGUGUGUGGAUUUAAAGUAGAAGGGAGUUAACCGCUACCUCACAACCCAACCGAUCAACAGUUUAAGCGUGGACUCUCACCGGAUAACUUGUCAAGACGAAAGUUUGGCCUGAAAUGAAAUUAUAAAAAUACGUAUUUUGCAAUUCGAAAAAAAAAAAAACAAAAUUAAAAAAAAAUAUAUAUAUAUAUUGUGACAAUGUUUUAAUAAAAACGAAUUAAUUGCUUUAGACAAAAAAGCCUUAAGAAAAAAUAAAAAAGCAAAACAAAAGAAAAGUGUAAUCACCUGUAACAAAUAACAACAAAACUGUAUAUAAAAAUAUUCCAUCAAAAUGGUCGAAUCAUCCAUUACAUCGACAUUGUCUCGUCUCAAACAAUUGGAUUGGCAGAAAUGUUUCUACAUGUUUCACGUGGAGCCGAUUGUUUUCCUGUUGGUCUUCUCCCACAGUCUGUCAGGUACCAUUAUGCGAAAUGAAAUUAUUUAUCAGGCUUGUACAGCUGUAUUCGAAUACAACGAUACCGAUUGUCAACAGCUGGGCACAAAAAAUGUUACCGACUAUUUACAGGAAAUUGAAACGGAGGUCCAACCGUACGUGGCAAAUUUGUUUAUGAUCCGAACACUGUUGGAGAGUAUUGUACCGGCAUUUUGCGGUGUCUUCAUUGGCUCAUGGUCAGAUCAUUAUGGUCGUAAACCAUUGUUGUUAAUAUCAAUGAUCGGAUUUUCGGGCACCUACAUUAUUGCGGCCAUUAUACGUGAGCUGUCUCUACACUAUAUCGUCAAUCCAUGGUAUUAUGUCUUGGCUGUUGUACCCCACUCCAUACUGGGUGGUAAUUGUGUAUUUUCUGUGGCCGCUUUCUGUUACAUAUCCGAUGUUACCGAUACCAAGACAAGACCCUAUAGAAUGAUAAUACUGGAAGCAUUUCUAUCAAUUGGUCUAAUGGUGGGUUCCCUGCUCUCCAGUCACAUUUACGAGGCUACAAAUGCAACAUUUACAUUCUCCAUAUCUGCCAUACUGAUGUGUCUAACCACAGCGUAUAUUGCAAUUUAUGUACCUGAAAGUUUAAAUAGUGAGGCUAUUAAAUCUAAACCUGCAUCAGAAGAUGUCACAAAAGAUGUGGCGGUCAAAUGUAAUGAAAUGCCCAUGAAUUGCAGUAUCAUAACUGAAAGCUUGGGCAAAACAGAAACAAAAUCACCGGAGAAGCCGGCUAAAAUUGAGGAUACUUUCCAUGAUGUUGAUUUAAAUGGCAAUGAUGAGAAGCAGGACAAAUCCAAGGAAAAUGAAGAAAAUAACAAAAAUGAUUUGAAUAAAAAGAUAAGCAAAGAAGAGGAGCAACAAAAUGAUUACAAUAAAGCCAAGUCGGCGGGUCUCUUCAGUUACAUUCACAUCAAGGAGAUGUGGACAACGUGUUUCAGGGAACGACCAUUUUAUGAUCGUUGUAUCAUCUUGUUGGUAACCGGUGCCAUGUUUUUGGCAAUCUUCGUUUUAGAUGGUGCCAUGACAGUAUUUUAUUUGUUUGUUCGGGAGAAAUUCCAAUGGACCGUCAGAGAUUUUACCUACUAUGAGACAAUAAGUCAUGUGACAUCAAUGUUUGGUGCCUUGGUGGGAUUUUUAAUUUUAAGAAAGGUUUUCCGGAUGUCUGUUGUAACAUUGGCUCUCUUGGCAUUUCUGAGUGAUACUUUCCGCAGUGUCAUACAAGGUAUGGCAUAUGCUCCUUGGCAUUUAUAUUUGGCUAUUGCAGCGGGUUCCUUGAAAGCGGUCGGAGGCCCCAUGUGUCGUACAAUUGUUUCGAAUAUUGUUCCCGCCACAGAUUUGGGUAAAAUAUUCUCUAUCAAGAACAUCCUUCAGUCCCUGGCUCCCUUCGUUGCUGCUCCCCUGUAUACUGUGAUCUAUAAGGCUUCGUUAACCACAUUCCCUGGUCUGUUUAAUGUUGUCAGUGCGGCUUUAUACUUUAUAGCAUUUAUAUUUAUAUUAGUGGUUUUCCGUUUUAAGGUUACCUAUAAGGAUCACUAUGGCAAAAUGUUAAAAUAAAUGCAGUUUGUAAAUAAUGAAUUUGUUGUAAAUAUUAUUGUAAUAUUUAUUUUAUAUCAGUUGUUAUAAUUUUAAUGUAUAUAUAAUA